Molecule: messenger RNA, 2640 nt
Organism: Colletotrichum karsti
Lineage: Eukaryota; Fungi; Ascomycota; Sordariomycetes; Glomerellales; Glomerellaceae
Product: GTP-binding protein
Exons: 1
Coding region: 1-2640 (879 amino acids)
Biological process (GO): translational elongation
Molecular function (GO): GTPase activity; translation elongation factor activity; GTP binding
Source: RefSeq, a predicted model, not a curated record
AUGGCAUCCGGAUCUAUCUUCACCUUCGAUACCGACCCCCAACGGGUCUCUUCCCCGUGGUUGGCUCCAGAAGAGCCGGGGAGGAAGCCGAAAUCUCAGCCUACCUCAGAGGAUGGAGAGCCCCAGCCUGGCCAUCUCUCUGACUAUGGAGUCACCAAGCUCGAAGCUGAGCCUCAAGAAGGGCCGACUGAAUACAAGCUUCAUCUGCUCUUGCGGCCACGGAGAACUUAUACGUCCAUGAGCACCAUCGGCAGGCCACCCUCUCAGCAUCCCAAGAUACCCGCCGCCGGAAUUCGCCCUGCCAAGAUUAUUCCUGCGGCACUAUCAGCAUCCAGCCAGAGUCGUCAGGUCCGCCUACAACAACUCACCACACAACUGCUAUGGAGACUACAGCAGUCUUGCGCCUAUCACGCUCUGAACCCAAAAGACCUCAUCGUACCAAAACUUCCGGAUGACACAGCCGACUUGAGCCAGGCCACGACGCCGCAGAAACCGCUUCCAGGCUUGGAGGAGUCGCGCGGCGCGCUGUACGAGAUUGGCGUGGCCGAUGACGGAACCUUGGUUGGACUGACCAAAGACGAGAUGGAUGAGAGUAUCACCACCCUGAGAGUUAUGGCAGCCACGCUGGGUUGCCGAGUGGAGAUACUCCGUCAUGUCAUUGUGGGAGAAUGCGAAUGGCUUGAGACAUCCGAGUUAGUCGACAACGUGGCAACGCAGCCAGCGCAAAUUGGACGGCAAGCAAGACUUUGGGUGGUCGAGGCAUUAGUGACCCCGGACUUCUCAGCAAAGCAUUCCCCAGCAGAAGCUCCUGGAAAUGGACAACGAGAUACGAGACACUCGCCAAGGGCUAAUGAGUCUGUCGUGCUACCCAGCAGGGGCCGCUCUACCACGGAUCAGCUCAGGAUAACGCUCACAGGACCGACCACAUCGGGAAAAUCAACUCUCCUGGGCACGCUAUCCACUGGCACCCUCGACAACGGCCGUGGAAAGAGUCGUAUCAGUCUAUUCAAGCAUCGGCAUGAGGUCGCAUCCGGCCUCACCAGUUCGGUGGCACAGGAACUGAUUGGAUACAAGAACCAUGAUAUUUUCAACUUUUCUCAAGACCACGUUGAAUCGUGGAUAGACAUUCACGAUGGUGCCGAGAAUGGACGGCUGGUCUUUGUCUCCGACUCUGCUGGCCACCCACGGUACCGGCGCACCAUCCUCCGGGGCCUGUUCGGCUGGGCACCACAAUGGACAGUCUUGUGUCUGGCUGCGGAUGACGCCGAAGCCAGCUCGACGAAAGAUGGUGCGAGCUCUACGGCCAAUGAAGUUCUUGGCAUCGCAGGAGCUGGAGUUGACCUCGCCAAGUCUCACUUGGAGCUAUGCCUGAAGCUUAAGAAUCCCUUGGUCAUUUUCAUCACAAAACUUGACCUGGCAACUAAAACGAGCAUACAGCGGACUCUUGGACAACUGUUGACGCAUAUAAAAGCAGCAGGGAGGGUUCCCAAAAUCUUGCAGCCCGUCCCAGGAGGUGCCCAAGAGUGGCCCACUAUCCCCUCCGCAGAUCUGGACAAAGCUCAAGCUCUAACGGCAGAAAUGGAGAAGGGUGGUGAUCUGCUUCGUUUCGUACCGAUCGUCCUCACAAGCGCUGUCAACGGCUCAGGCAUUGGACUGGCGCAUGCUCUGCUAGAGAAUCUGCCCUUGCCACCGGCACCGACAGCGCAUGAUUUUGUAGGGAUGGCUCUGAACCCCGAGCAGCCUUCGUGUCUCUUCCACGUCGACGACACAUUCAGUCUUCCCGCGUCCUACGCUUCGCUAGCUGAGAACCCUAAUCAGAAUGACAUGGGAACUGUGGUGUCUGGCUACCUGAGAUUCGGGCAGCUCUCAGUUGGAGACAGUAUUGUUGUCGGACCGUUUCCGUCUGGAGAUGAUGAUUUCAAGGGCCUGACUCCAGAGGAUCGACCUUCUCCUGGAAACUACGGCUUGUCCAUAUCUCACCCGUCAUCCGCCGAGUUGGCCAAGAUUGCGAUUCGUAAUACGGUUGCGGCAUCUACCAUCAAAGGCGAAUGGCACAAGGCCAAAAUAGUCAGCAUACGCAACUUGAGGCUUCCCGUCAAUACACUGGAAGCUGGACAAGUGGGCACCAUCGGUAUCGUUCUCGAGAUACCCCUUGAGGGUCCAGAUGAUGGAGAUUUUGAGCGACUACCAAAUGCUCCUCGUAUCAGGAAAGGCAUGGUUCUUUCAAUCCCAUCCAAGCACAUGAUAGAUACAGGGAUGUCCCUCCAGGCCGCUAGUGGGCUGACAGCUUUAUUCGAAGACGCGCAUACGGCGUCUCUGACAUAUGGAUCGCUGGUCAACGUGUAUGUUGGAAGCGUCCGGGCUGCAGCUCGAGUGAUGGGGGUUUCGAGGAUACGCCUUGAUGACCCCAGACAUUCGACAGCGGAUGACGACGAAGACAUCUUCAGUAUGAACGAGCAUGACGAGCCAGCGCUUACCUCAGACGCAAUAAUGUCGCGGGGCGUUCAGGUUACGUUAGAGUUGCUCACCAGCCGAGAAUGGGUCGAGAUGGGCUCGCAAAUCCUGCUGUUGGAGGGAGGUCGCAAUGACAAAUCCGGAUUGGAGGGCUUUGUGGGCACUGUCGUGGAAAUCGUGGAUUAG